Molecule: messenger RNA, 1437 nt
Organism: Platichthys flesus (European flounder)
Lineage: Eukaryota; Metazoa; Chordata; Actinopteri; Pleuronectiformes; Pleuronectidae
Gene: tpd52l2b
Product: tpd52 like 2b
Exons: 9
Coding region: 177-779 (200 amino acids)
Cellular component (GO): cytoplasm
Source: RefSeq, a predicted model, not a curated record
ACCCCAGACCGGAUGUGGCUGGCCACUCAGCUCUUCUUCUUCUGUGGUUCCGUCGUCGUCGCUGUUUGUUCUGGAUCCAGUGAAGCUGAGACCCGGAAUAAAAGUCCCGUUGUUCCAGUUCCGCACCGUUUACACCAGUUUGUCUCCUGACGACACGAACUACGUCACCUCUCGUCAUGGAUCCCGCGAGUCAAGAUAUCAACCUGAACUCUCCUAACAAGGGCCUGGGUGUGGAUCACGCAGAGGCCCAGUCGGACCCGGUGGUGGUGGAGGGGGCCGUGGCCACUCCGCUCAACCCUCUUCCACCCGGCCUGACGGAGGAGGAGGCUGAGGAGCUCCGCACUGAGCUCACCAGGGUGGAGGAGGAGAUCAACACCCUGCGUCAGGUCCUAUCAGCCAAAGAGAGACACGCCGCCGAGCUGAAGAGGAAGCUGGGCCUCAGCCCGCUCAACGAGCUCAAACAGAACCUCACCAAGGGCUGGCAGGACGUGCAGACCUCCAACGCAUAUCUGUCCGCCUCGGCCACUUUGGAUGACAUCACCCACUCUGAAGCAUACAAGAAGACUCAGGAGACUCUUUCCCAGGCAGGACAGAAAACCAGUGCAGCCAUCAGCACAGUGGGCACGGCCAUCAGCAGGAGGCUUGGUGAUAUGAGAGCUCUACCUUUCUCGAAUUCCUUUGGUAGCAACUAUUCCAUUCGCCACUCGAUAAGUAUGCCCGCCAUGAGGAACUCUGCCACCUUCAAGUCCUUUGAGGAUAAGAUGGGGAACCUGAAGUAACGACUCUUUGCUCCGCCCCCUGCAGUACAAGGUGGUCGGCCCCCGAGGGAACGGGGACGCCAUCGGCUCCCCCACCGACUCCACCCCCACUCAGGAGAACCCGCCUUUCUGAACGCACACCGCCUCUUCCACUUCCUGUUCACCCCCCCCCUCCUAGCUGCCACCUUCCUUCAUGACCUGAGACUGUACUGUUAUCACCUCACACGGCAGGCUCUGCCCUGACCUUUGACCCUCCACCUCACCGCCUCACCUCCACUCACUCGCCCCAAAGCGCCGACGGGCAGAGGCGGGGGACUUGUGAAUUUGAGGUCGAAGGUCAACCUGCACUCCUCUGCAUCACUGUUGAAAAAAUUAUUGUUGAUCUGUCGACCUGAAUAAUUUACAGACUCGUCGCUUUAGUCACUUCAUCACUUCCUCCCCGGUGACAUCAUCACUUCCUCCCCGGUGACAUCAUCACGUCCAAAACAAACACAUCAGCUGAUCAUCGAGGAAAACUGAAGGAAAACUAAGAUGUCAGAUUUUUCAUUUUGACCUGAAGUUGUUUAGAAACACUUCGUUCCCCAGAGGUCACGAGGCCCAAAGCGAGUUCAGCUAGUCUGUAAAGAUUUGAUCAAACUGAAUUGUGGUCAUUUGACCUGAGGGGGGGGGGGGGUGUUGG